Molecule: messenger RNA, 1311 nt
Organism: Pochonia chlamydosporia 170
Lineage: Eukaryota; Fungi; Ascomycota; Sordariomycetes; Hypocreales; Clavicipitaceae
Product: ketoisovalerate reductase
Exons: 1
Coding region: 1-1311 (436 amino acids)
Cellular component (GO): mitochondrion; cytoplasm
Molecular function (GO): 2-dehydropantoate 2-reductase activity; NADP binding
Source: RefSeq, a predicted model, not a curated record
AUGUCAUCCAGCCAACAGCCUGCCUGGUUGAAAACUCUUCUUGCAGAUCAGGGACCUCCACCCAAGUUGUUUGCAUGGACACCCGAAAAUCUCGGUCCGGGUGCAAAAUAUAAUGGCCCUGCUAGCCUUAGACCGAAAAGGGAUGACCUGGAUGAGCGGAUAUACAUCCUCGGAGUCGGCAACAUUGGAAGACUUUAUGCAAGCUAUAUAGCGAGGCAGCCUGUGCCUCCGGGCAUUACCCUCGUGGUUCACAGAAAGGAACUUCUGUCUCAAUGGGUUGAGGGCGAUGGUGUCGAGCUCACUCGUGAUAACACCGUCAUUAAGAACAAGGAUUUCGAUAUUGAGUGGUGGACUCAAACUGCCCCGGACCAUGGCCCUGUACGGGAAGUGGCGGACGGUGAAAAAAUACGCAACCUUUUCAUAUCAACCAAGGCAUCGGCCGCCAUGCCAGAAGCAGAUCGACUCCGAGGAUACUUGGACAGGCACAGCACUGUUGCCUUUGCUCAGAAUGGCAUGUCCAAGCUCUGGCCACCGCACGGCCAAGCAUAUAUUGCCGGUCGAUAUCAGGCAGGCAACGAGCCCAGUUUUCUAGCUUGUAUUGUUCACCAUGGCGUGCUGUCUACAGGUCCCUUCAAGAGCAUUCACACUGCUCCAGCGGACGCAUCCAUUGGUCCGGUACUCCUUAACCCACAACCUCCCCCCAGUGUUGAAUUUUUGACGAGGCGAAUCACUGAUGCGCCGCUGCUGAAUUCCAAGUCCGUCUCGGCCGGCGAGCUUUGGCUGCUUCAACUCGAAAAGCUCGUAAUGAAUGCCGUUAUCAACCCCCUGACGGCACUGCUACGUUGCAAAAACGGUGAGUUAUUUGCAGGCGGCGAGCAUGAUAACCCCCUACGGCAGGUGCUACACAAACUACUGGCGGAAACGAGCGCUGUUCUUCAGGCCCUUGUAAAUCACGACAGCAGUGCCAGUCUCCUAGCCUCGUAUGCGAACCAAAAUCAACCGACCAAUUCAGACCACUCCGUCGAGAACGUCCGCAAGCUGCAGAGAGAGCUAACAGACCGGUUUUCUCUGCCGUGUCUAAAGAAGAAGCUCUAUACAUUUGGUAUCAAGGUUGGUGAAAAUCGAAGCUCUAUGCUUCAAGAUGUGGAGGCGGGAAAACCAACGGAGAUUAGAGAUUUCAAUGGCUGGUUGGUAGACAUUGCAGCUUUCCUCGGCCAGGGCCUGGACGUGUCAACACACCAAGCCCUCAUAGAACUGGUUGAGGCGAAUUCAAUUUUGGAUAAGGAUGCCCUGGUAAAGAGACUUCUCUAA